AUGCCCGAGAUUCAUGCGUCUGUGUCGCAUACAUGUGGCUCUCCUGUCAAGAACUCUCCAGUAAUACGGACUGGCAUACGCUAUUUCACAAACAUUCGCAGUCCAAUGAAGCUGCCACGGACCUGGGAGACUCACAGGACAUUGAAAACAGCGGCUGUCCAUAAAAGGUUACUCGAAGCUGAGGAUAAGCACAUGGAGAGCGCAUUGUUAGGCUCAAAACGCAUGAAAAUAUCUACAAUGGCCAAAAUAAAGGCACCAAGUGAUCAUCUUUGUAACUUUCAAGCCACCGUAAAUGCUUUACAGACGUCGAAAGAUGACGACGACAGCUACACAGAUAACAUGGAUGGAUUAUGUCGUCAAAAGAAGGUGGCACAGUGCCUCGAACAGGAUCUGCUUCGGGAUAAUGCUCGAAUGAGGCUUAAGGCUAUUAGCUUAAAAGACGAAGUCGACUUUUACUACGAAAUCUUGGCUAGAAUUGAAUUACUUGCGGCUCAGCAGCGGCUAGAGAGCGGAGAGAAAAGUAAACAGGUUUCAAAUCUAUUAAAGCAGAUACACCGUGUCAUCAGUGCUCCUAAGCCGGUGAAGGAGACUAUGCAAACGACUAAUCAUAGUUGUGCGAUCAACAAGUAG
Peronospora belbahrii is the source of this 630-nucleotide messenger RNA. The record is from the annotation of a GenBank genome assembly. Lineage: Eukaryota; Oomycota; Peronosporomycetes; Peronosporales; Peronosporaceae.